AUCAUCAUCUCAAAGAGGAUAAAUCUAAUUUGCCCAGGCUAAAAAGCGGUGUCAGAGCUGUGCUCGCCUCUUUUGUCUCGUAUCAUCUCUUAUCAUCUCUUUACAUCUCCACCCUAGUUCAGUAAUGUUCGAAGCUUUACAGGAGUUUUCCCCUAGCGUUCGGGCUUGACUUUUAGCCGUCAACAAGCUGUGGUGUUCUUCCAUUUAGAUCCCCCUUUCCCUCAGAGUGUUUCCCUCUAUUGAUCAUCGUUAGUAAAUCGCAAAAUGUCUAAAAUCGAAAGGUUGAACGCACGGGUGUCGAGGCUGUUGACUGCCGCAGUGGAAGAGGUUCUGGAGGUGGUAAAGGACACCGUGUCGGAGUACCAGGAGAAGACAGCAAGGACGCAGAGGGAGAACGACAUACUUCAGAGAAAACUGCAGGAGCUGCAGCAGAGGUUCGAACGAGAAUUGGCAAGAGACUCGAGAACAAAUUCUUCGACUCAGACGAGCCAAUCAGUCAGCGGCGACCCGCGAAGACCACCUGAGACAUCAUGCAAGACGGAACCGAGGGUGCAGUCCAGAACAACGCAGAGCGCAGAUCAGCCGAACAGCCGCCUUUCACCUCUGGGAGACUCUAACGUAGAGUACGCCGUCAGCGCAGAACUGUGCAUGUUCACCAACGGCACUGACACGGAGGAAUCUCUGUCCGGCGUGGCCUCGGAGGCGGACACGGAGCGCAACACCACAGGGCACAACACGACUCCUCCUCAUUCGCCGUCGCCGACUGCCGUCAGCCAGGACGGCUUGGGACACCUUGGGGACAUGAUGGUUUCCCCCAGUAAGCUUAAGGACCACCUUCACCACCACCACCACCACCACCGUCAUCGUCACCACCAACCGGACACGUCGUCCCCUCAGCUCGACAUGGCCACGCCAAUUGACAUCAGCAUCGUCAAAGUGGAACAGGACCUGGUCUCCCUGGACUACUCCCCCUCCGGUCAGCAGGGGGCGGCAUCACUGUCCCAGGGCCAGCUGUUUAACCACCACCACAACAACCAGGACGAGUCUGGUAUGGGUACCGACUCGGAAUCGGACUCCCUGAUGGACCCUCAUGUGAGGCAGCAGCUGCAGCAGCAGAGUGACUCCCUGGGUAGUGACCCGGACUCCCCCAUGCGAGGCCGUCUACAGCAGGUCAAACAGGAGCAUGGUGACCCCCACGUCCACUCGGAGUCCCCCAUAGAGCCGUGCUCUCUGCAGCAGCAGGGCGUUAAGCAGGAGCAGACUGAUCCCCAGCUGGAGGAGAUGCAUCAUCAGACGGCCUCAGUGGAAUUAAGCUUACCAGAUGGGGCCAAUGCCUUUGCGGGGUCGCUCCCCUUCGACAGGGCUCAUACUUUGGCUACGUGGGUCCAUGAGCGGGCUCAGCCUUACCACCAGAACCAGCAGCAUCCACAUCCUCAGCAUCAUCCACAACAUCCUCAGCUUCACUAUCCUCCAGGUAGAGAAGUAGAAAGGGAGGAGGAUCAGCCACAGGCUCAACAGCGCGAGCUCCGCUGCAAGCUGUGCAACCAGACCUUCUGCCGCCCGGGCGACCUGCGCGUCCACCUGCAGUGCCACAAGCGUCCGCACCCCUGCAGCCACUGCGGACGGCGCUUCAGCCACGCCGGCUAUCUGGAGGCCCACAUGCACACGCACGUCCACGCCGCACGCCAGCACCCCUACGCUUGGCAGCCGGGUGGCAAGACGAAGAACGCCAGAUGAAGGCAAAUGGUAAAAUGGUAAAUGGACUGCAUUUAUAUAGCGCCUUUCCACUCCUUCAAGCACUCAAAUGUGUCCAUGCAGAGUACCACCCGGGUUAAGUAUCUUGCCCAAGGACGCAUCACUGGGGGUCAGGCAGACCGGGGCUCGAACGUGCAACCUUCUGGUUGCUGAACAGGCUCCUCUACCACCUGCGCUACCACUAGCGGUGCAUCAGCCUGACUCUUUUUUUUUUUUGCCUACUUUAAUACUAGUCUGACUCUGCCUGUGGUUCCGCACAGCUUCGUGACCUCCACUCACGAUAUCUGGGAGAACGCAUGUUGGAUUCGUUUUCGGAAAGGCAUGGUUUCAUCCACCAACAAAUUCGUUCAAAACCGUUCUCGGUAUGGGAUUCGAGUCUAUGAUACAAUUUUAGCAUGACUCCUUGAUGCGAGCUGCCAUCGCUGUUCAAACAACAAUCGCGUUGGCAAAGUGCCAGGCCGGAGAACAUUCAGAAUCCUACAGGACCAGACGUGUGUGUGUGUGUGUGUGUGUGUGUGUGUGUGUGUGUGUGUGUGUGUGUGUGUGUGUGUGUGUGUGUGUGUGUGUGUGUGUCACGUGAAACUCACAACCGUGGAGCUACUGUGGCACAUGGCAGUGAGGCGGCAAGACGAAAAGCUCCAGAUAAGAGGAGGAAGCUGAUGAGUGUGAUGCUUGUUUUUUUUAAUUAUUAUUAUUGUAGUUCACGUAGUACAGAGGUGUCAAAAGUUACAUUACAUUUCUGGUGUAAGUACAGCACAUGAUAAUACAUAGCUGUUACACGUUUUACUCAAUUGUAUCGAAUGAGGUAGAUAGAGAUGAGAGACUGUGUUACCAAAAAUGUUUUUCACAAGAAUCCACCACAAUUUUGAUCCAACUACCACAGCUUCUCAGCUGAUUGUAAGACAACUACACAGGUCUACUCAUUACUCAGAUAAGUUAGCUGUGUGGGAAGGAAACUGUUUCUUUUGAAACUUUUUGACUUUUUUGACACCUCUCUGUUCACGUUUGACUAUCCCCUAAAAUCAAUAGGAUGAGUCAAUAGGCUCCUUGCUAUAAAUGGUGGUCUAAAACUCUGAGGCACAUGGAUUUAAGUUAAAAAAAAAGGUUAAAAAUGUAUUAUGAGAGAACGCGUGUGUGUUUCCAUCAAAAUGGAAACACGACGCACGUACACACACACACCAAACAAAGCAAAGCGGGCUACUCUACAUUACACAAAAUAGUGUGUGAUGCUUGCUUUUCACCUUUCACAAAUUGACAGAUGUAUCUAUUGGUUCAAACGUUACGCUGUUUGCACCCUCACCCCCCACCCCCAACAGCUGGAAUGAAGUGUUGGGUUGGAGGCGCACUUUCAUGGUUUGUAGCAAUUACAGAAAUGAAUGUUAUGUAAUUUUGUAAUAAAGUCUUUGUGGUCCUGCUGA
Engraulis encrasicolus (European anchovy) is the source of this 3173-nucleotide messenger RNA. RefSeq names its product zinc finger protein sens-like. Lineage: Eukaryota; Metazoa; Chordata; Actinopteri; Clupeiformes; Engraulidae. The record is from RefSeq and is a predicted model, not a curated record. The transcript is spliced from 4 exons. The coding region runs from base 265 to 1737 and encodes 490 amino acids.